UGAUUAAAGACGGUGUGGAAUUCUAAUUUGAGAUGACCUAAUAUUUUCGGAAUACGCUGUGAUGAACUAACACAUCGUAUACAUAUCAUCCCGACAGCAUCAACCGUGAUGAGAACAGUCCACUUCUCCAUUCUCUGGACCCUUCAAGGUGUAUUCCUAAUUCUCCCGACAUCCCACAUCAAACCAAGGAGAUUCCUUUGAUAAGAACAUUUCUGGAUCUGUGACGUAUCACUGAGAUGUCUGAUCAGGGUGAGCUGUACGAGAAGUGUUGGCUUCUGUAUCACAUCCUAGACAGGUCUAUAGGGAGCCGGGAGACAGUGGCUGUCAGGAGGACACAGACAGUGGUGGCGGAUCAACUACAAAAUGCUGGCGGAAGUUGCAACGUUAGAUUUUCAACGGGAAGUAGGGCAGAAGGAAUGUUUGUAACGGGGUCGGACGCUGACACGAUGUAUACUUGCAAUUAUGUUAUAGUUUUGUGCCCAGAUCAGGACAUCAGUCAACUGGACACCGCAAAUAAAGUAAUUUUAAUGAUGAGAAAGGCUAGAAGCCGACCUGGUUAUGUAGACCUGGAACUACUUCAUCGGGGACAGAUUUGUAUGUCAUGUUUUGAGCAAUCUAUUGUUCCAGUAGGUGAUUCACUUUUCGUAUCAAGUGAAAUAUACCGACAGACAAUUACUGAUCGCAUGAGUAAAUUCGGUCAGAUACAUUUAGAGAGUCAUGGCCCAGCAACUCUGUUUAAGGGUGGAGACAAUUUCACGGAAUUAGAUACUGUAGUUUCCUUUCCUUGUUAUAAUUGGCCAAGUGAAGCUAAUGAGUGGAUGAAUAGACCACGCCUACAUGGCUGGCCAGAUAAAGCUUUGAGAGAUCAGAUAGUACAAGGUGGCUGUCAUCUAGUCCCUGUAGGGGAUAAAACGUCUGCUGAUCCGUUCCUACAGUGGAGAAUAUCCUUCACGACUGCGGAAAGGAAACUCUUUCAUUCUUUAACGCAUGUCCAGUUGUUAGUAUAUGGACUUCUUAAGUACUUCCUGAAACAGAUAUCUGGAAUUUUGGAACAAAUGUUAGGUGAAGCAGAUAUUCUGUCUUCCUAUAUUAUAAAAACAAGUAUAUUAUAUGCAGUAGAAAGCACAAGUGAAUCAUUUUGGCAGGAAAAACAUACGUUUCUAUGUUUCAUGUUUUGUUUGAAGAUUUUGAUCAAUUGGGUGAAAGCAGGAUACUGUCCAAAUUACUUUAUUAAGAAAAAUAAUAUGUUCCUUGGCAAAGUUCAUGGCCAAAAUCAACAGAAACUUCUUCGUUAUCUCACUGUCCUCCAUGAUAUGAACUGGAAUUGUCUUUCAGUUGGAACAGUCAUACAACCAACCAUUGGAGAGCGCAUCCAUAGUGUGAGGAAUGGAGUAUGGGAUUAUGUUCUACCUUCACCAACACGUUCAGAACGUGAACGUGAUUUCGAAAUAUUACACAAUAUUCCAUUGCAUUUAAUCCUUCAUGCUGAUAAAAUUCCUUUGUCGUUGGAACCCCUUUCAGCAUCAAAGUCGGACAUAGAUGAAUUCAUAGCUUUCUACGCUACUGUUCAGUCACUAUCUUGUAAAGGGAUGAAGAUGUUUGGUGAACACAUCAAUGGUAGAGGAAAUAAAGAGAAGUACAAAUCUCUUUGGAAAUGCAAGAACCUACUAAGACCAUUUUCAACAAUGUGUACAAGUCCAGGCCUACUUGGUUUGGCAACAUAUCACUAUCAGACUGGGAACUACAUGAAAGCACUUGAAAUGUGUGAUCACAUGACGACUUCAUCCAAAUUUUAUCUCGAUGGUAUCAUAGACUGUAAGGAGGAUUGGGACAGGUAUGAACAGCGCUAUUGUGGAUGUGGGUACAACCUACUGCAAAAAUGUCAGGCAUUUGUAACAGACAUGAGGUUCAGUAAAAACACUUUACAGUUCUGUCCAUUCCAGUUACAACAGGUGAUCACAAGUAAACGUGAAAUCUGCCCACCACACCUGCUACAGCUCCUCCCACCCCAGUUACAACAGGAGUGGACAACUUACUCUGACAGAAUGAUAUUCUUAGUUCCACCCCUCCCUUACGCUGUGUUCCUGUCUUUUCUGUGUUACCAUGAACUGGGGGACACUAGGAGACGUGACACAGCAUUGAUUCAUCUUCAGACCGUAAAGUAUGUCGAGGGACAGGGAGUCGGUGACCACUGGAUAGUACACAAUCUCUUGGGGAUCUGCUAUGAAAUGGUUGGAGACACACAUAGGGCUCUCAGGGAGUAUAGGGACUCUCUUGGUGUUCCAUCAAUGUCUCAGCUUCUGAACCCUGCCAGGGAGUUGAUUGAACGUUUACAACACGUACAUUAAAGGCAAUCAUGCGACAAUCAAUAUAAUACUUGCACAUUUGGCCAGUAUUUAAGGUAUACACCAUAACAUUCAGGAACUUCAUUGUUCUGCCCACACCAGUUACAUCUUGAGAUAAAAUAUCUUUUCUGACCGAAAUCAAUUCCCAGAUGCAUCCCUCCCUUCCGCCGUGUUCCUGUGUUUCCAUGAGCUUGGAGACACCAGGAGACGUGCUACAGCAUUGAUUCCUUUUCGGGCCGUGAAACAUGAUGAGAGAUUGAAAGUUGGUGAGCACGGGAUAGUACAUAACCUCUUGGAGACAAUCAAAGUUAUACUUGUACAUCGGCCAGUAUUUAAGUUAUACAGACUAACACGAUACUUAACAUGUGUAUAGAUUUUUAUAGAUAUGGUUGAGUAUGACUAUAACCCCCCACCAACCACCCCCACCCCCCAAACCCAACCCAAUCAAAUCCCCCCCAAAAAGAUAAAAAUAACUGUGACUUUCAUCAUCAACAACUUCAGUUGGGUGAGGGUACUGUCAUCACACAGUUGGGUAGGGGUACUGUCAUCACACAAUUGGGUGAGGGUACUGUUAUCGCACAGUUGAGUGGGGGUACUGUCAUCACACAGUUGGGUGGGGUACUG
Messenger RNA from Mizuhopecten yessoensis (Yesso scallop), 2969 nucleotides. RefSeq lists its product as uncharacterized. Bases 237 to 2348 code for a protein of 703 amino acids. The record is from RefSeq and is a predicted model, not a curated record. NCBI's taxonomy places the organism in Eukaryota, Metazoa, Mollusca, Bivalvia, Pectinida, Pectinidae. The transcript has 2 exons.